AUGUUGCGUGGAUUAGCGCUUGCCAUUCUUUUCGAAUCUGCUUUUGCCCAACAACAACUUACCCUGGCUAGAAACUAUAGUGGGAGUGGCUUCUUCGACCUAUGGAACUUCAAGACCGGAAAUGACGCUACGGACUUUUUCGGGCAGCCAGGAAAUAACGGCAAUGUGAAUUGGACCGACCAAGCAACCUCAGCCGCCUUUGGUCUCACCUUCGUUAACGAUGUGGGCAAUGUCAUUGUCAAGGUGGACAACACGACUAGUGCUGCUCCUGGUGGAACCUAUGGACGAAACUCUGUGCAAAUGCUUAGCAAAGAUCAGAUAACAGCCGGAAGUCUUGUCGUUUUGGACGCAAUCCACAUGCCCUUUGGCUGUUCGGUCUGGCCUGCGUUUUGGAUGAUUGGUGCCGAUUGGCCUACUAAUGGCGAAAUUGAUAUAGUAGAGAACGUCAAUCUCGCGACUAAGAAUCAGUACUCUCUCCAUACGCUGGAUGGAUGCAGCCACCCUCCGGAUGGUGUCGUUCAGGAGACAGGAACUCUCAACAACGCCAACUGUUUCGUCAAUGCCUCGCACAACGAGGGAUGUCUUGUCGCCGAUGGUCCGUUGUCCUACGGAGCUGCCUUCGCAAAUAACGGAGGUGGCGUUUUUGCCACCCUCUGGGACAGCAAUGGCAUCAACAUCUGGUUCUUCCCUCGCAGUGGGCCAAUCCCAGCGGACAUCGAUUCUCCAUCACCUAACCCUUCGAGCUGGCCGACCCCUGUGGCCUCAUAUCCUGUCUCAACGUGCGACGUGUCCAGGUUCUUCGGACCGCAAACCAUGAUUCUGGAAACUAACGUUUGCGGGAAUUUUGCAGUUGAUGUGUUCUCGACAACUUGUGGGUCUGGAAAAUGCACCGACCUAGUCACUGACCCUACAAAUUAUAACGAUGCAUACUGGGAAAUCCGAUCUAUAACCGUCUUCUCAAACUCUACUACAAAUAAUCCAACAAGCACCAGCAACGUAGCUUCCCCUACCUCUGGUACUGGAAGCGGAUCAGGGGCUAGUGGUACUGACUCUAGUUCAAGCGGAAACUCAACACCAAAUGCAGGAACGACCUCAAAUUCUGCUGCCAUACCCAGAUAUAAUCUGGGCGCCGUCGCUUUUGGUGUCAUCGUUCCCAUAAUGAUAUCGUUGACAGUAUGGUCGAUGCAGUGA
Messenger RNA from Psilocybe cubensis, 1191 nucleotides. RefSeq lists its product as uncharacterized. Gene Ontology annotation, molecular function: hydrolase activity, hydrolyzing O-glycosyl compounds. Lineage: Eukaryota; Fungi; Basidiomycota; Agaricomycetes; Agaricales; Agrocybaceae. The transcript is spliced from 6 exons. Gene Ontology annotation, biological process: glucan catabolic process. Bases 1 to 1191 code for a protein of 396 amino acids. The record is from RefSeq and is a predicted model, not a curated record.